ACCCGGGGAGGAGAAUUCAUUCCUACUGGGCUCUCUUCUCAGACAGAGCUCAAAGACCUAGCUAGCAGACACUUUGUGUGCGCAUCGGGGAGAGAGAGGGAGAGAGAGCAGGCUAAAUGAGUGUAAUUAUACCUCUCUAGUUGAUCCGGAAGGUUGUUUUGCCACCUAGCUCGUCAUGUGAUUGCCCCUGGCUUCAUAUGCUUAGGUUUUUUUCUGUACACUUGAUUCCCAGCCCAGCAGUAGCCUACAUACCAUCGCAGAGAAGCCAAGUAGGACUUGUAAUCUAAUACCAGUGGCGCGUUUUUUAGUAGGUUAGGGCUGUUGCGUUCCAAAAAGGUGGUGGACCCGACACAAGCUUCGUGUGGGGACUGUCACUUUAACUCUCGGUCUAACGAAAAAGGCAACAGCCGAACGCAAGUAGACCUGACACCUUGUUUUUUUGUCGGAGACGUCCCGAGAAGGAGUGUCUCACUCCCAAACCGGUCUGUUCCCGUAGUGAUCUUUUCAAUCCCGCUACAAAGAAGAGGAUUUCAAGGAAUAUAAUACAUGCGCAGAUUAAAAGGUCUCAAAGGCUGACCUGACAAUGGGAUCUACAAACCACUGAAGUGGCUCUGACAGAAGAACAGGGGAAACAGGAGAAAAGAAAAGGAGAAAAACACUAAACAAAAGGAGAGGGGACUCUCGGAGAGAGAAAGAGCCCUUAUUGAAAAGAAAAGCGGAGGUGGGCUCAGGGAGGAUCAGCUUUGUCCAUCGGUGUGGGGUUGGGGGUGCAUGCUUGUCCUCUCCAGUGGGUUUCUUCCUUUGUGAGAGAGAGAGAGAGUUAACAAAAGACACAGAAUGUGCAAUAAACAGAGAGGAGAAUGUCGACCGGCGGAGGAGGCUGGAGCGGCGAUGCCUGGUCUGGGGAGGAGAACCAGUGUGGUACUACUACUGGCUCUCCUGGUAGCCAUGGUCCAGGGACAGGUGGUGGUAAUGGGGGACAUGCUGCUGGAUGGACCCGGGGAGCUGGAGGCCUCUAUGCACUCGUCCAUACUGUCAGACUUCCAGGAGGUGGAGGCAGCGGUGGCGGCUGCAGUCUAUCAGGCUGAAGUAGGAGCAGGAGGAGUGUCAGGAUUCCCCGACUCGUCUGCUGUGGUGGGCCGGGUGUUCCAGAUGAAGGUCCCGUUGAAGACGGACUACACCAGCAACACUAAGAUAACUGAGUCAGGCAAGGAGACGCUUCCAGCAUGGCUGCACUGGGACUGGAAGAGCAACAUCCUACAGGGUCUACCACUGGAGGAGGACAAGGGUGUCCACUACAUCGCCGUCUCCACAUCCAACGGCAGCCAGGACAUCUUCUCCAUUGAGGUGCACCCAGAGGAACACGCCGACCCGAUCCAGCUAGCCAUUCAGUCAGCAUCCAACAAUGAGGUCAAGCCGUUUGUCUGCGGCACAGAGGAACCGGUGACGGUGCUCACGGUGAUUCUGGAUGCCGACCUCACCAAGAUGAGCUCCAGGCAGAGGGUGGAGCUGCUGAGUAAGAUGAAGAAGUUCUCUGGCGUGGCGCUCCAGCACAUGAAGAUACUUCCCGUGGUCAACAACAGAUUGUUCGACAUGACCGCCUUCAUGGCCGGACCGGGAAAUGCCAAAAAGGUGGUGGAGAACGGAGCCUUGUUAUCCUGGAAGCUGGGUUGUUCCCUAGACCAGAGCAAUGUCCCCAACAUCAGCAGCGUCCAGGCACCGGCGAAAGAAGGCACUAUGUCUGCUCAGCUGGGAUACCCUGUGGUCGGUUGGCACAUCGCCAACAAGAAGCCUCAUAUCCCCAAACGGGUGAGGCGCCAGCUCAACAAUACCCCUACCCCUGUUCUUGUUGUGCUUCCCCCAACGUCUGUUGUCGAGCCCCCUAUUCGCAUUGUACCCACCCUGUCGUCACCUGCCAUUGCUGCCCCCACAGACAGCUCUGCUCCACCCAUGAGAGGACCUGUGCCCUUGCCCAUGAAGCCCACGAUCCGUGUCAGAGACUCAUAUGCCCACACUCCCACUCAGGGUGCACCCCUGCCAACCAGAGUGAUGGAGUCCACUAGUACCAUCUCCAUUCAACCCACCCUGACCAGGCAUACUGUUGUGGAAGCCACACCGACACUCCCUCCACCCACCACAGUCGCCACCAGAAAGCCAACCAAGAAACCAAAGAGACCGAAGACCACUCCGAUGCCAAGGGAGCCCAAGACCACCACAGUCAAACCAGCCAGGCGCACCACCCCUUCGUCCAUCGUGCCUGACCCAAGAAAUGAGAAACCAGAUCUCCGCAACCCCAUCGAUCAGGUCAAUGCCUUCGUGGGCACAUAUUUUGAAGUGAAAAUCCCAUCCGAUACAUUCUUUGACAAGGAGGACGGUACAACAGACAAACUAAGGUUGACUUUGAGGAUGAACCACAAUGAAGUUGUCGGGGAUGACUCCUGGAUACAGUUUAAUAGCACAAGCCAGCUGCUGUACGGUCUUCCAGACUCACAUCACGUUGGGAAGCACGAGUACUUCAUGCAGGCCACCGAUAAGGGUGGUCUGAACGCGAUCGACGCCUUCGAGGUCCGUGUGAACCGCUGGGCAUCCAACGAUAAGUCCCCGGUCCUGUUCCAGGCCCGCUUACACGGAGAACCUCGCAUGGUGACCAAUGACAUCCACAAGAAGAUUCUGCUCAUCAAGAAGCUGGCAUACUCGUUCGGUGACCGCAACAGCAGCACGGUCACCCUGAGGAACAUCACCAAGGGAUCCAUCGUGGUGGAGUGGACCAACAACAGCCUCCAGCAGAACCCCUGUCCCAAGGAGCAGAUUCAGACCAUGUCCAGGAGGAUCUCUGACGCCCAGGGAAGGCCCUCCCAGACCUUCAUCUCCGCCAUGGAACCGGACUUCAUACCCAUCAGCAUCAAGGUCAAAGGAACGGGUGCGUGCCGGAACUACAUGUUUGUCCCGCCUGGUGAAAUCACUAUCCCUAUACCCCCAGCUGUCACGCCGGCGCUGGGCACCGGACGCCAGAGCACAGACGACGUCUACCUCCACACGGUGAUUCCGGCCGUGGUGGUGGCGGCCAUCUUGCUGAUCGCUGGCAUCAUCGCCAUGAUCUGCUACCGCAAGAAGCGCAAGGGCAAGCUGACCAUCGAGGACCAGGCUACCUUCAUUAAGAAGGGGGUGCCCAUAAUCUUCGCAGACGAGCUUGACGACUCCAAGCCGCCUCCGUCCUCCUCCAUGCCCCUCAUCCUGCAGGAGGAGAAACCCCCUCUUCCCCCACCGGAGUACCCCAACAUGGCCAGUCCAGAGACCACCCCUCUGAACCAGGACCUUCUGGGUGAGUACACGGCUCUGAGGGACGAGGACCCCAACGCGCCCCCCUACCAGCCCCCGCCCCCCUUCACCGCACCUAUGGAAGGUAAAGGAUCUCGUCCAAAGAACAUGACCCCUUACAGAUCCCCACCACCUUACGUGCCACCCUAAGGGUUUAGCAGGCUCCUCCAGAGAAGGAGGAGGGAAGCAGGGGGACUUGUAACGGUCUCAAUUCAGUGUCUGUUUGGAAAUAAGGGGUGGGAGGAGGAGGACAAAGUGGGAACAAACUUUGGAUUUUGGGUUGGGAGGGUUUUGGGGUGAUCUGAUUGAGUCUGAGUUGAAGUUGUUGGAAAGAUGGGAGGGAGAACUAGAUGUUAGCCGCGGCGACAGUAGCCACAAAAAGGACACUAUUCAGUCUGUCGUCUCAUUGGCUACAGCUGAAUGGCUAGUUUGGGAAGACACACCCCUCUGGUCCCAGCGCUUUUGUUUUCUCAGUUUGAAACUAAAUGGGCGUUGGUUUUAAUUUAGUUAUUUGUUUCAGUUUAGUUUAGUUUUGGGCGGGGGGAGGGGGUGUGUGACUUCAAACGAAAUCAAACGACUUGCUUAACAGCACUCUUUAUGUUAUUUUAUCUUGAAUAAUACAAGAAGAUAAUAAACAAACACACUACAGGCAAAAAGGUUUUUAAUAGAGAGAGAGAGUUCUAUGAAUAAAAACAGAAACAACAUAAUCAUGUGGAUCUGCACCAGCCCUGUAGCCAGACAGACAGACAACACAGUGGCUUGUCGGGCGGUGGGUCAGUGUUUCGAGUCAAUAAGGUUUGCCUUUUAACACUAAUUGUAUAUUUGUAUCCUUAUUCACACAAUGUCUAGUCAAGAUGAUCAUAACAAAGUUAGCCUAAAAAAUCAUUAAAAUGUGUUUAAUAAACGUUCUGUUUGUUUUAUUAGUUUUGUUUUUAAAUCCACUGUAUAUCUGGAUGGUUCUGAUUGACAGACAGACAGACAGACAGACAGACAGACAGACAGACAGACAGACAGACAGACAGACAGACAGACAUGAUCUCUCCCUCGAUCAGAAAGGAACGGUAAAAAAAAAAUAGGUAGACCGAGCCCAGUCAGGACUAAACAAGCAAACAUUACCGUUAGCUAAUGUUAGCACGUAGGGCAACCAUGACAACUGUGAUUCUACAUCAGCCUGGCCCAGUUAUUAUCAGAUGUAUAGUUUUGACUUGAAGCUCAAGGAUUUUUACCUUGCCUGGGUUUCCCGAAGCCACCCAAAAUCAUGCAAGAGGGAAAUACAAUACAAUGUCCCUCUUUGUUAUUAUUAUUUAAAAUGGCUCCCUUAUCCGAAUAUGAUCAUAACAUUGACAAUUUGAAUGCCAUGUUGCCUUUAUGGUGACGCGAUGUGUCUUCUGUAUAUAGCUAUCGAUCGGCCUGUUGAAAUAAUAUUAAGUGUAUUUAUACUUCAAAAAUGUUUGUGUAAAUCAGAUAUGGAAAAAGCCUCCUGCAGUUUAUUUUAGACAAGGAGUAAUUAUUUUUUUAUGUAGUGAUGAUGAUGCUCUUGUUCUCACAGUUUAUGCGGGAAACAGUUCAUUGCUGUUGAGAGUGAUUUAGAACGUCCUGAAAGGGAUGCAAUCUUUAUUCACAACUCAAAGGUCAUUGUAAGACGAGGAGAGGAGAGGAGAGGAGAGGAGAGGAGAGGAGAGGAGAGGAGAGGAGAGGAGAGGAGAGAGGAGAGGAGAGGAGAGGAGAGAUCUGAAGAACAAGAUCACCAGAAAACACUGAACAAAAUGGUGGAUAAAAUCUCUAUCUAAUUUUUUUACAAAGUUUUUGAUACAGCCUCAAAUUGUUAAAAAAAAAAAUAGAGAAAUAAAUAAAUAGUGUAUUGCAAUUGGUUCAAUCUUAGCGUAGAUAAUUGAUUCUUCAAUAUGUACCUUUUCUCAUGGGUCACCUAUUUCAAGUGAUUUUUUUGUAGUUGACAUAUUAUCAAAUGUAUUAUCAUGUUUUUCCCCAUUGAGUUUUGACUUUGAGAGUGACCCUUUGCAAUAAUGUAAGGUGCUGUGGAGGUGAGUGGUCAAUGCAGGUUAGAUGAGUGUACUACCAAAAUGAGUGGUGAUGAGAAAACCCACAUAAUGAUGAUGAUGUACGCACAUAAUGAUGUACACGCAUAAUGAUGAUGAUGAUGAACCCACAUAAUGAUGUGCACGCAUAAUGAUGAUGAUGAUGAACCCACAUAAUGAUUGAUCAUGUGCACGCAUAAUGAUGAUGAUGAUGAACCCACAUAAUGAUGAUGAUGAUGUACACACAUAAUGAUGAUGAUGUACACAUAUAAUGAUGAUGAUGAUGUACCCGCAUAAUAAUGAUGAUGUACCCGCAUAAUGAUGAUGAUGUACACGCAUAAUGAUAAUGAUGUCCCCCCCCCAAAAUGAUGAUGAUGAUCCCCACAUAAUGAUGAUGAUGUACCCACAUGUAGUUUGUUUUUUUGCAAGAUACAAGUGUUGCUUUUUGUACUGUGCAUUUAUCAUGAAAGCCAGUCUCCGUCUAUCUACAGUAUGUCCAGACAAUUCGUCCUUCUUCACACGUUUGAAAUUCUAAUCCUCUAUACAAUUAUCAGAAGGGAUCAUGAUGUGUUACACUGGCACACUGCUGCUGCCAUACCUUAUAAUAUAUAGCUUUAUUUUUAGUGAUGAGCUUCGGUUAUAAUCGGUUUUCUAAAUGCUUUCACUUACCCCUUGAUGAGUCUACAUGUCAUUGUCAACAGAGGUUUCAGUAAAAUGUGUAUCCAUCAUAGAGUUAGUUAGAGGACUCAUCUUUGUAUCUGUCCAAUUAUGGCGUCUAUGAUAGCACAAUUUUCAUGCAAAAAUGGGUUAUAUCCAUGAUGAGUUCUCUAACCACCUCUAUGGGGUCCAUCUAUCAGGUCUGACUGUCUGCCCUUUGAGACUCUGACUCCGGUCACUAUAGCUGGAUAAUAGUCGACUAAACUGGUAUUAUUAAUCUGACUAGAUAAACAUUUGAUCUGGAACCGUGUUGUAAAUCUCCUUUCCAUCACAUUCAGCACCAUGAAAUACAGAUACAGUAUCUUAUUGGUUAAUGUGUAAAUAACUUGCUGACACCUCCUCUGCGUCUCCACACAUCAUCUAGUCACUUCUGCCGUGUUUGAUUUUAGAGGGAAACUGGUGUAAACAGCCCACUGUAUUUCCCAAUUAGAGUUGCUAGUUACUAAAAGACAGAAAGGCAUAGUUUCUGAUGACAGUUACAGAGACUGAUGCAUAUUUUUGAUUGAGAUUCAUAGAUAUGUAGACACCACAAGGACAUUUUCUUUCAGGCCAUUGUUUGUUUAUAUAUAUAUAUAUAUAUAUAUAUAUAUAUAUAUAUAUAUAUAUAUAUAUAUAAAAAAUUGUGGCAUAGUCCUUCAGCAUUAUGGUCACUAGACUAGCAAAGAAUCAGGUUUAGUUAUACUGAGUCAAAUCUUAAAUGACAUAUCCGUAACACAAUUAAGCGUAAAUCUCCCUUUGAUUCCACAAUUAAGAGGAUAUGAUGUCCUGAUUUUAUGUGAAAGCUUAACGGAGAAAAAAAACCAAAGAUGUAAAAAUGUGAAAUAGCAGUCAUUCACUACAACUUGUUCAAAUGCCUUGUUGACAGAAUAUCUUUAAGCUGUCGGUUACAUUUCAGUAUUUCAGUUACAUUUCAGAUGUUAGCAACAGCAUCGCAAAGGAUAUGGAUUCAACACAAAGCCAUUGUUAUUUUAAUUUAGAACCCGAUAGUUGUCCUGAGGGAUACGUUUUGUUUAAGCCGAGGGAGGAGUACACUCCAACCAAGUAGGUUCGAUACGAUUACAGAUAGCUGCCUUUCGGUUUAGGUACGGUUCUUGGACCAUAGAAGGGAAUGAUCAUAUCAUAAAUGGCAUCUGUAUUAUACCAUUGUUUUGUUGUUCUUUCAUCGGCUUCCAUUUUGGAUUCUACUUUCGUCAGCUUCCAUUUCUGCCAAUUUGAAAUUGAAGGAUUGGCGUGUCAAAUCAAAUCAGCCUUAAAUGCAUUUCUUAUUCAUACGCAGCAAGCAGCACUGACUGAAAGCUUCCUAUGCUCUGAGGGGCAGAUUGUACUAUAUUUUGUUGUUUGCUAAAGAGAAUAUGUAGUCUUGAUUUAGUUUUUACAUUCAUGAGUAAAUGAGUCCUUACAACUGGAAUGAUAAUAGUAAUAGUAUUGAUGAUGAUUAUAAUAAUGACAAUAAUAAUAUGUUUAUCAUAAUGGUUUCAGGGGGACAUUCUCUACUGUGUUUGUCCUUCAUUUUUAUGUCAUUUUGUCAAUGAAAUACUUGUUUUCACACCACCUUCCUUAUACCAAUAGUGAUGUCUCUGGUUCGCAAACAAAAUGAUUUGCCAAACUACAGCGCCGUGAAAAGUUAUGUGCUCGACUUAAACAAGUUGACAAAUAUCAGACACAUUCAAUUAACAUGCUAAAAACAAGAGGGAAGGAGAGAAAAUGGAGCGAUAAGUAAUAAAUAAAUACACAGAGAUGAAAUGCAAAGAGUCAGAAACCCUGACUAUUGUCCUUGACCACAGGGAACCUAGAAACGAGGGUCGUACGUACGUAUGAAUACUUGAGUAAAGAAUGCAUGGUAAAAAAAAAUAUUAAAAAAUAAUUUUGUAUUAUUCUGUGUUUUAAUAGCAUUGUAUUGUUUAUGACACUAGACACUGUAUGUUGAAAUGUUGUAUUAAAAAAAAAAAAUAGUGUUUCCAGCCAA
This is a messenger RNA of Salvelinus fontinalis (brook trout), 8037 nucleotides long. It is a transcript of the gene dag1, whose product is annotated as dystroglycan 1. Bases 838 to 3468 code for a protein of 876 amino acids. Gene Ontology annotation, biological process: muscle attachment; morphogenesis of an epithelium; axon guidance. Gene Ontology annotation, molecular function: calcium ion binding; laminin binding. NCBI's taxonomy places the organism in Eukaryota, Metazoa, Chordata, Actinopteri, Salmoniformes, Salmonidae. Gene Ontology annotation, cellular component: basement membrane; sarcolemma; dystrophin-associated glycoprotein complex. The transcript is spliced from 3 exons. The record is from RefSeq and is a predicted model, not a curated record.